AAAUUUGUAAAGGAUAAUGGGAAGCGGAAGGUGUUUCAUCUAGGUAGUAAUUCUUCAUGCCGUCAACACAUAUGCAGCCACUACAAGUUCUACAAGGCCAGAUGUAGGGAGUUAAAGAUCGGGAGAACCACUAUGCGAUGCCUUGUGAAAUGUUGUGAGAGCUGGAGAAAGAGUCGAAAGGAAAGCAGAUGA
Molecule: messenger RNA, 192 nt
Organism: Suillus subalutaceus
Lineage: Eukaryota; Fungi; Basidiomycota; Agaricomycetes; Boletales; Suillaceae
Exons: 1
Source: RefSeq, a predicted model, not a curated record